AUGCGAGGGUGCUUGUGGAGAUUCAUGGGAGUCAUGGCAUCCUUAGUCAUCCUGAGAUUCUUUAUUCAAGAGAAUAAAGCAGCCGGUGUAAAGCAUAACACAACACUGAAUGAAAAGAAGAAAAUGAUACAGCAGAUAACUCAGGAGCAAAUCAUCUCUGAAAUGAAGAAUCAUCUGAAAUACUUCACAAAGAUGCAGAAAAAUCCCCUUGUACUCCCAAAUGCCAACUACACACUUCUGGCUGGAACAUCUCUCCAGGGAAAGUGGAUGUUGACAGUGGGGAUCUCCUCAGUGCAGCGUACCCAUGGGAGUUACCUGUUGGAUACCCUGAAGUCCCUGUUCCAAGCUUCCUCAGAACUGGACCUGGAAUAUAUGCUGGUAUUGGUCCUCCUGUCAGACACUGACCCCAAAUGGCUCAACCAAACAGUUGCCAACAUUUCAGGUCUCUUCUUGCCACACAUUGAAUCCGGGAGGCUGGCGGUGGUCCAUGGUCUGCUUUGGGACUCCCUAGCAAAGAGCAGAAAUGGUACCUCACCCUGUGGGGAACUUUAUUCUAGGCAGAAAACAAGUUUUGUCCUCCUCAUGAAUUUUGCCAGCAACCUCUCUGACUACUUUCUGUUGCUAGAAGAUAAUGUGAGGUGUUCCCCCAGGUUUGUGUCUGACAUCUACUGGGCAGUGUCAGCCUGGAAAGAGCUCCCUUGGGUGACCCUAGACUUCUCUAGCAUGAAGACCUCUGGAAAGGUUUUCCACAGCAGGGACCUGUCCCGCCUGGCCUCCUUCUUACUACUCUUCCCUAAGGACAUUCCCACUCACUUGCUUCUCUCUGAAUUCAGUCUUCUCUUGUCUCAAAAUGUUCCGAUUCACUUCAGUUCCUCCAUCUUCUACCCCUUGGGCAGUCACUCGGAGGCUGAAGACACAUGCUUCCCUGUGGCACAAGACACGGACUUAGGAGAACCAGACAACCCUAUGGCUACUGUCUUCACAGACAUGCUCUCUUUUUGGGAUACACUUCCACAAUUUGCCUACAUUCUUAAUGAUGACAGCUUAUGGGUCGUUAACCCUAUAGAAGGUAACUACUUGCUGGUGGUUCUGGACAAGCCACAGAAAGUCAUCCGGGUAGCAGUGCUGACAGGCUUUUCUCAGAAAAGGAUGAACUACUUAAAACAGGCACAAAUAUUACUGGGCUAUAGCGUCAUGGACUACCCCAAACGCUGCGCUCAAUAUACCUUGGUAGGACCUUUGGUGAGAGGGCAGUUGGACCAGAUGGUAUUUUAUGAAGAAGAUUCUGUGAAGGAGAUUAGUUGUAUAAAACUGCUGGUGACAGUAUCUCAUGACUCCCCCAUCAAGAUCCAACAGAUCAAAGUCUGGGCAGAAGUGGAGGAAGAGGAGAAUUAGAG
Messenger RNA from Cricetulus griseus (Chinese hamster), 1397 nucleotides. The record is from RefSeq and is a predicted model, not a curated record. NCBI's taxonomy places the organism in Eukaryota, Metazoa, Chordata, Mammalia, Rodentia, Cricetidae.